Messenger RNA from Miscanthus lutarioriparius, 258 nucleotides. The record is from the annotation of a GenBank genome assembly. Lineage: Eukaryota; Viridiplantae; Streptophyta; Magnoliopsida; Poales; Poaceae.
AUGGCAAUGGUCAUGAGGAGGAGGGGAGGACUCGUUCUACCGGUGGUGAUCAUGGCGGUGCUGCUGUUCUUGGCCGUGCUCGGCGCGGAGGCGCGGUCCUUGAGCGGCGACGGCGGCUGGGCGGCCACCGGGGACGGGCCGCUGCCGAACGGCGGCGUCUUCAUCGUCGAGACGCUCCGGCGGCUGUACCUGCAGCAGCUGGGAGCGGGGCCGUCGUGCGAGACCAACAGCCCCAACAACGCCUGCCCGCCGCCAUAG